AGGAAAGUCCAGCCAACCCGCGGACGGAGGCGUGGCGGUCCGGUUGGGAAUAUGAGCACCGGGAGGCUCCGAAGUCUCUCCAAGAGCCCGAGCUGACUUGAACUUUGUUUUCCCCGCAGAGCAGCUGAAAAGCCUUCCAGUUUGAGGCACUGGCAGAAAGCGGGCUGAACACAAAGCAGCCAGGAUGUCCCAGCAGGCAGUGAACGGGGUGUCGUGUCGGGGGAAGGUGCUGACCGUGGAGAACAUGAACCCCAACGUGAAGCGGGUGGAGUACGCGGUCCGCGGCCCCAUCGUCCAGCGGGCGGUGCAGAUAGAGAAGGAGCUCCGAGAGGGUGUGAAGAAACCUUUCACAGAAGUCAUCAAGGCUAACAUAGGCGAUGCCCAAGCUAUGGGUCAGAGACCAAUCACAUUUUUCAGAGAGGUGUUGGCUCUUUGUUCUUACCCGGAGCUUUUGGAAGACAACAAGUUUCCAGAGGACGCCAAGAAGAGAGCUCGGCGUAUUCUCGACGCCUGCGGGGGUCACAGUAUAGGGGCCUACAGCGCCAGCCAGGGAAUCGAGUGCAUUCGGCAGGAUGUGGCACGUUACAUCGAGAGGAGAGACAGCGGCAUCCCCUCCAAUCCCGACAACAUCUACCUCUCCACCGGGGCUAGCGAUGCUAUUGUGACCAUUCUGAAGUUGCUGGUGUGCGGCGAGGGUCGAGACCGCACCGGGGUGAUGAUCUCAAUCCCUCAGUACCCUCUGUACUCGGCCGCUCUGGCGGACCUGGCCGCUGUGCAGAUCAACUACUAUCUGGACGAGGACAACUGUUGGAGUCUGAACGUGGCAGAGCUCAAGAGAGCGCUAAAUGAAGCCAAGCAGCACUGCAAGCCCCGCGUGCUCUGCAUCAUCAACCCCGGGAACCCCACAGGUCAAGUGCAGAGCAGACAGUGUAUUGAGGAUGUGAUCCAAUUCGCUAAAGAGGAACAUCUCUUCCUCAUGGCCGAUGAGGUCUACCAGGAUAACGUGUACGCCGAGGGCUGCAAGUUUCACUCCUUCAAAAAGGUUCUGUUUGAGAUGGGACCGGAGUAUUCCAGCACUGUGGAGAUGGCCUCCUUCCACUCCACCUCUAAGUGCUACAUGGGAGAGUGUGGGUUCCGUGGCGGCUACAUGGAGGUGAUCAACAUGGACCCGGAGGUGAAGGCCCAGCUCACCAAACUGGUGUCAGUGCGUCUGUGCCCCCCCGUUCCGGGACAGGCCCUCCUGGACCUGGUGGUGAACCCCCCACAGCCCGAUGAACCGUCCUACACUUCGUUUACGAAGGAGCGGACAGCAGUGCUGGCCGCGCUGGCAGAGAAGGCCAGGCUGACGGAGGAGAUCUUCAACAAAGUACCAGGGAUCACCUGCAAUCCGGUGCAGGGCGCCAUGUACACCUUCCCCCGCAUCACUCUCCCACAGAAAGCCAUCGACAAGGCCAAGGCGGAAGGCAAAGUCCCGGACAUGUUUUACUGUAUGAAGCUGCUGGAGGAGGAGGGAAUCUGCUUGGUGCCAGGAAGUGGGUUCGGUCAGAAAGAUGGAACCUUCCACUUCAGGAUGACCAUCUUACCUCCUACCGAGAAGCUGAAGGUGGUGCUGCAGAAGAUCCGUGACUUCCACUUGCGAUUUACCAACGAGUUUUCCUAACGUUCCCCCCUCACCUUUUCCGCUGCUGUUCAUGAACCAACGCAUCAAGUGCCAGUAUCUCAAGUGCCUUUGAGUGAAUGAGGCAGCAGCUCUACAGUACCCGCCCAGAACCUCAAAAACCUUUGAUGUUUUGUUAAACAGAGACUUUUUUAUGAACACCAUAUGAAGAUGUUUUAAACAUCUGUACAUGAAGCACUUUUUAGCACCACACAGCCAGAACUAUCUGGAUUAUGUUUGAUCUUUGAGCCAUAGUUACAGAAGCAUCCCCCCCCCCAACCCUCCCCUGGAAAAUGUUUUGAUGCUUAAUGAUUAUGUCUUAAUUUAAUAUGUUAGGUGAAUACAGGAUUAACAUGAAGCUCCAUAAUCAAGAUCAGGGUACAGUCUGAGUGUUUUUAAGCUAGUUUCAAGAUGCAGCCAUUUGUGAUGAUGUUUAAAACUGUGAUUUUUAAAAUGUGAUUCUUUCCUGAGCUGUAUGCACUUCCAGUCUCUUCAUUUAAAAUUUCUACAAAAACAA
Molecule: messenger RNA, 2174 nt
Organism: Xiphophorus hellerii (green swordtail)
Lineage: Eukaryota; Metazoa; Chordata; Actinopteri; Cyprinodontiformes; Poeciliidae
Product: alanine aminotransferase 2-like
Exons: 12
Coding region: 185-1660 (491 amino acids)
Biological process (GO): biosynthetic process
Molecular function (GO): transaminase activity; pyridoxal phosphate binding
Source: RefSeq, a predicted model, not a curated record